This is a messenger RNA of Kickxella alabastrina, 493 nucleotides long. RefSeq names its product dolichol phosphate-mannose biosynthesis regulatory. The record is from RefSeq and is a predicted model, not a curated record. The transcript has a single exon. Gene Ontology annotation, cellular component: endoplasmic reticulum membrane; dolichol-phosphate-mannose synthase complex. Gene Ontology annotation, molecular function: enzyme regulator activity. Bases 196 to 453 code for a protein of 85 amino acids. Gene Ontology annotation, biological process: GPI anchor biosynthetic process. Lineage: Eukaryota; Fungi; Kickxellomycota; Kickxellomycetes; Kickxellales; Kickxellaceae.
AGGCAUACACGCUGAAGCCAAAAAGGAAACAAGAAAACAUAAGGCACAUUUUCUCUCUUUUUUCUUUUACUCAAUUCAAUUGCCCCCUUUUCCCUAACACUUUUAAUUCCUGCACGUAUUUAUCCUUUCUAUCUCUACUUUUUCCACAACCACAUCACGACGACGAACAUUUCCCUUCCCUUCUACAUUAUUAAAAUGACUCAGAUUCACGACAAGGCGGUGGGAGCAGCUCUCCUCGGAAUUGGCUCGCUCGUAUUCACAUACUACUCCAUCUGGACGCUCAUUAUCCCCUUUGUCGACGAAGACCACCCGGCACGCGUGCUGUUCCCUCCGCAGUGGUACGCCAUUGCGCUUCCCGUGUUCCUCCUUAUUGUCGGUGUCACUGCCAUCUUUGGCUUCUUGUCCUUUAUUAUGCUAAAGUCUGCCAAAAAGGCUGCCAAAAAGGCCACCUAAACCCAGCACUUUUUUCGCUUCUAUUUUGUUGAAUAUACAC